ACUUCCGGAAACUAGCAACAAGAACAUCCAAUCAAAAACAGUAACAUUUUAAGUCAGGAAAGACGGUUGUUUCUUUCUUUCUCAUGCUGAAAACUACACUACCAAUACACUAACGUACAUGUAGUGUCCGCUCUGGAUUUCAGUUCUUUCACCAAAAACAUCUCCCCGGGAAUUUCCUUGUUUUUGAGCCACAUCUGCCUCUCUUCGACAGCUGUUUCAUGGGCACUCCGGAGGAAGAGAAAGACUGGUUAGAUGUGGCAAAUGAGCUGCUCGGCAAGUGUGGCAUUCAACAGAAGCUGACUAAACUCACAGACUGUGACGCCCAUGUGUUUAUUAGUCUCUAUGAAAACAUCCUGAGAGAGAAGGUUCCAGAUUAUAUUGUACCACCACGCAGUCAAGAGGAUGACAUCCAUAAUGUUCAGUGUGUGAUUGACUCGCUGUCACUGGAUUAUCUUCAGAUUAGUCUCUCGCAUAUCACAGGAGAAAAUGUAAUCAGGGGAGACAAAGAGUCAAUCAAGAACCUUUUGGAUAUCUUUGACGGGCUCCUGGAAUAUCUCAGCGAGGCGAUAAGUGAGGACUCACAGAAUGACGGGUCACAAAAUGGUGGUCUCCGAGAGGAAGCUCCCAGUGAAAGCGAGGUGCCAACAACCAGCAAUGCCAUCAAGCUGAUAGACACAAAGAUGGAGAAAGUGCGUUUAUAUUCUGAUGAUGGAACGUCCACUAUGCAGUCGAGUAGGACUUCCCAACACUCCGGCAACAGUGAGCAGCCCGGCUCACCCGGCGAAGCCAUCGGGCUUGGAGUUUCAGCACGCACGUUUGCAGAUCAACAAGAACCAGCUGUCCAGAUGUUAACCAUGGAUGCAGUCGCCACCACGGAUGCAGUCGCUGCCGCUAGUCCCUCAGAGGACCAGGACCUACCUUUGAGUGUGCGGCUGCACGCCGCCAUUGCACUGCAGCCACCCACCCAGAGUGAUUCUCCCCAGCCCGUCGUCACAGACACACAUUGCAUGGAGCAAGACGCCGGUGGUGCCGAGGAGCAACACGACCAUGUUGUCAUUCAGGGACAGACCUCUAGCGCUGAAGCCCAGGGAGUUGUCUGCAAUGGACUGCACUCUCCGGCCUUGAGUGAAAGUGAGUCAACAAGCCAGCAAAGAGCCAACGUUGCGUUCGAGACACUGCAGCCCACUCAGGGAGGCCCCAGGAGGGUUUUAGUCCACACGCAACCAGAUGUGCUCAUCCUCACGCUGCAGGAUGAGGCGUCGGCCACGACUCCGUCGCCACCAGACACGGAAGAGGAGCAAGAGGAAGAAGAGUCAUGUCCUAUGACGAGACUGCAGGCGGAGAGGCUCCACAAUAGCAAGGCCCUCGGCAGAUGGUUGGAAAAAGAUGAGGAGGAAGAAGACAAGGAGACACAUUCUUGCCGAAGGAAGAGCAAUAAGCGAGCGGAAAAAGAGUUGCAUCAUAUUUCUGAGAAACUAACCCAUCGAAUUGAUGAGCUGGAUCAGAUGCUAAAACGACUUAUGGGCACCAGUGGAGAGUCUGGAGCUGUCGGAGAUUCAGAAGAGGAGUCUGACCUCUGUGACGACUUCGUAACGCAACAUAGGACUUCCAGACCACGUGCAGGAACACCCGAACCCAAAUCCACCCAUAGGACAUCCUUAUCCUCGCCAGCACGACAUCACUCCGUGCUGGAGCGCUUGCAGGAUGGCGAGCACGAAGCCCUGAGCCGACAAACGAACAUCCCAAACCGUCCUCUGAUGUGGCAAAGUGAGCCGCCGCGCCGUACUAAACACAGAAAGACUGUGGUGAACCAAGCCUACGAGACGGAACUGGCGAGAUUAGAAGGCAAAAAACGAGCCGAUCUGGACAAGGAACGACACAAAGUUCAAGAAGCUGAGCGAGAGUACAGAGAGGCCCUACUCGAUGACUUCCCCAAGGCACCCAGAACACUUCCUUCGACAAGCAAGUCCCAGCCCAAGGUCCACAAACAAAGCACAUCGGCACGGCUACGAAUCCCCAAGAAAACGCCACCUCUCAAAGUGAAGGAGAAUGAGCUCCUGCCCUUGCUCCUGGAGGAGCUGCCGUUCCUGCAUAUUUCCCCGCAUGAGCUGGGCCUCAUGUGGCAGCAGCAGAAGCAACACGCAGAGCAACUCAAUGCCCAAGCCUUCGCCCAGAAGCAGCGGCGCAGUCGAUUCUCCCGAGAGUUGGAAGAAGCUCAGAGGAAGCAUGACUUGCUGGUGGGGUUGGUCCACAAACAGCAGGAGCACAGCAGACGUCUGAGGGACUUUAAAGAGCACAGUAAGCAGCAGAAGUGCACCCAGACCCGACUGAGAGAACAGCGGCAGCAGAUCGCUCGGGCCAGGAAGUACUACCAAGACUACCACGUCGAGCAUCGGGCUCGCCUCAUGAAGGCUCGCGUCAACGAGGAGAAGAUGGUUCGGCAACUCUUUGAGGAAGGUUUGGAGGUACAGAAGGCUCGUCUGAGGGAGCAGAGAGCCUUCGCCACGGAGCAACGGCUGGAGUAUCAGAAACAACACCAGGACCACAUAGAGUCGAUGGAGAACUACUACAAAGAUCAAUUUUCACUUCUGGCUGAAAAACUUGCACAAGAGCAACAAGAGAUCAAGAUUCGUAAAAAAGCUCAAGAGAAGGUGCUGCUCAAGAUGAAAUGCGAGCUGCGUUCUAAGAUGGAGCGCGAGAUCCGCGAGCUGCAGAAAAUCAUCAUCCAGAACGACCAGGACGACCACUUCCAGGAUCUGGAGGUCCAGAGGUUACGCAAUCGAGUGUGCAUGGCUUCAUUUCACUGCCACAAAAGCAGUCUGCACUGACCGUGACACGUCUGGGUCUCAACUAGAGGAAUGAAUCCGAGGUGCAACGUCCUGGUAACUGCUCAGAUUUGCACAAGAAGAGCGCGCUUCCGCAAACCGUAAUUGGGUACAAGACGAACCUACAAUUGAGUAACUGAAAGCAAUCCGACAAAUUGUAACCAACUGUACCUUCACUGUGACCUUAGUCUGUUGUAGCUGGUUGCCAGUACAAACGUUUGUUCUUAUGCCAAAUGACCACCAGAACACUGGGUUUUAACUUCCUUUUACCAUGUGUGAUUAAGUCUUCCUUCAACUUGUUUGUGGUUUAUUUAUUUUUUAAAUUAAAUCUGACCUAUUUUUUGUAAAUACUAACUGGGUGUUGGUGCGGUCUAAUCCAUAAGACAAUAACAAUUAAGUCUUAAGAGAAGCCAAAGCUAUUGGAUUUCUAUCUAACUGGAGCAUUCUUAAGUGUGACUAAAGGUUUGUACAUAUUUAGGAGGGAAAUUAACUUCUAUGAAGCUCCCGAUGAUGUCUGAACCACCUUAAAUGACAUGAACAAGACUAAUGCUGUUGUGGGUGAUCUAGUCUGCACUUGAACCAAUAAACCUCACGUUGCAAACUUCUCACC
This is a messenger RNA of Syngnathus acus (greater pipefish), 3435 nucleotides long. RefSeq names its product centrosomal protein of 95 kDa-like. NCBI's taxonomy places the organism in Eukaryota, Metazoa, Chordata, Actinopteri, Syngnathiformes, Syngnathidae. Gene Ontology annotation, cellular component: centrosome; spindle pole. Gene Ontology annotation, molecular function: protein binding. Bases 219 to 2828 code for a protein of 869 amino acids. The record is from RefSeq and is a predicted model, not a curated record. The transcript has 21 exons.